AUAUUCCCUCAAAGAGAGAGAGAGAGAGAUAGAGAGAGAGUGCGAGUGAUGCAGAGAGUGGUAGCAGAAAUCAAGUGAAAGGAAUUUAAUUUUCACAACAUCCAAGCCAACCCACCACCACCCCUUCUCAUUUCCCCAAGAUUUUUCUCCAUUCUCAACUCUCUCAAGCCCUAGAAAUUACUAUUAUUAUUCUUAAUUCUUCUCAUAUAAACACAAACAGCACAGUAUCACACGCACAUAAAUGAUGCUUUAUCUCUUCUUCUUCAUGGGUUCAUAAAGAAGAAGAAUCCAUUCUUGUGAUUCCUGAAGAGCAGACAAAAUACAUACUGUGAAGUGAACUAGAGGCUCAAACAAAGAUCAAGAAUGGCCUCAGUUUCAUGCCCCAAGCCCAGGUACUUCUUGGCACUCUUUUUCCUCAGUCUCUGCUUCAAAUUCAUGUCUGCAGACCCAAACUUGUCAUUUGCUUUCAAGAAUUUUGGCAAAGAUUCAAACUUUGACUCUCUGAUUGCUCUGUAUGGUGACACUAAGGUGGUUAAUGAUAGUUUGUCCAUAGAAAUUGAUGGUAGUGAAAUGAGUCCUGGGGCUGGAAGAAUCAUGAGUAAGAAGCCCAUUAAGCUUGUUGAGGGAAAACCCAGGAAAUUGGUGUCUUUUUCCACUUAUUUUGCGUUUUCUUUGUCAAGGCUAAGUGGGGAUGGGCUUGCAUUUGUUAUGUUACCAGAUGGGUAUCCUUUCAAUGUGUUUGAUGGUGAUGGUGGGUCAUUUGGGGUGUUGAAUGGGGGGAAUUACAAGUUUCUUGGGGUUGAGUUUGAUAUAUUGAAGGAUGAUAAAUAUGGGGAUGUUAAUGGGAAUCAUGUUGGGGUUGACUUGAGCAGUUUGGUAUCUGUUAAAGUGGGGAAUGUUUCAUCCCUCAAUUUGGAGCUCAAUAGUGGUGAAAAGUUGCAAUCUUGGAUUGAGUAUGAAGCAAGCUCAAAGAGAUUGGAGGUUAGGUUGAGCAAAUGGGGUGAGAUUAGGCCAGAUUAUCCACUGAUUUCUUGCUUUGUUGACUUGUCCCAAAUGUGGAAGGAGGAUGAGGUGUUUGUUGGGUUAAGCACAUCAAGAUUGUGGAACCAAUCUCACAAGUGUAGUGUAUAUUCAUGGAGUUUCAAGUUAAGGGCUGUUCCAGAUUGGAUGCAUUCUCAGCCAUUGGAUCCAAAGGCUCUUCGUGUGGGGAAACCGGAGGAGCAGCUGAGUGUUCCUAAGAGAAGCGACGACUGUGGUUUGAAAAUCCUCGGUGCUUUGAUCUUUGGCACUGGCUGUGGAGCGCUAGGGACACUCAUGGCGUUGUUCGUUUGGAGCGUCUUAAGAAACAGGCGGCCUAUUGUGCCCGAGGAGCUAACUCCAGAGCCUAAAGAAUACGAGUACAAGAAGUUCCAAGUAGUUGUAGAUGAUAAAGCCAUCAAAGAUGGUAAGAAUUAGGUUGAUUCAUGCUCUGUUUUGUUUUGUUUUGUAAAAUCCUCGUUCAGUUUUGCACUCUUUAUGGUUGCGGUCUGUGUUUAUUGUGUAGCUGUACUUUAAUGAUCAGUGGCCAAAUAUGAGUAACCAGUGUUAUGAUCAUUAAAAUACAGCUUCAAUCUGUCUGCCUUCUCACUUUGUUGUUUCUGUGUAUUGUAGUAAGGUCAUUGCUGAAUAUGUGUAGCUAUAUUUUCCAACUUGAAAUCACUUGUUUGUUUCAUCUA
Ipomoea triloba (trilobed morning glory) is the source of this 1715-nucleotide messenger RNA. Its product is annotated as L-type lectin-domain containing receptor kinase VIII.1. The transcript has a single exon. Lineage: Eukaryota; Viridiplantae; Streptophyta; Magnoliopsida; Solanales; Convolvulaceae. The record is from RefSeq and is a predicted model, not a curated record. Bases 364 to 1455 code for a protein of 363 amino acids. Gene Ontology annotation, molecular function: carbohydrate binding.